CCGAAAUCACAUGACACAUUGCUUGUAAACAAAUACAAAUGUGUUCAAUAAAUACGCCUGUCGUUUUGCUCCUUGUUGUGGCAUUAUCUUCUCAGACAUGCCUUGGCGUGAAAUAUGAACCAAACUGGAAAUCCGUAGACUCCCGUCCUCUACCGGCCUGGUACGAUGAUGCUAAAAUCGGCAUGUUUAUCAACUGGGGAGUUUACUCGGUACCCAGUUACUACAGCGAAUGGUUUUGGUACUGGUGGAAGACCGCUAAACCAAAUCAAGGCAUUGUCAAGUUCAUGGAACAGUAUUAUCCACCGACCUUCACCUAUGCCGACUUUGCAGCGGAGUUCAAGGCAGAAUUUUACGACCCACUUAAAUGGGUCGAUAUCAUCGAAAAAUCUGGUGUUAAGUAUGUUGUUUUGAGUACCAAACAUCACGAAGGGUUCACCAUGUAUCCAUCCAAGUACUCCUUUAACUGGAAUUCUGUGGAUGUAGGUCCCAAAAAGGACCUCAUAAAAUACAUAUAUGCCCUGUUGGCCGGUAGUGACGUUCACUUUGGGAUCUAUCACUCGCUGUUUGAGUGGUUUAAUCCUCUGUAUCUUCAAGACAAAGCCAACAAUUACACAACACAGAGAUUUGUCAAGGAGAAGGGUAUGGCCGAGCUAUACGAGAUCGUGGACAUGUACCGACCGGACGUGAUCUGGUCGGACGGAGACUGGGAAGCCCUCAGCUCCUACUGGAACGCCACCAACUUCCUGGCCUGGCUCUACAACGACAGCCCUGUGAAGGACUCCGUGGUUGUCAAUGACAGAUGGGGCUCUGAUGCCACUUGUAAACACGGGGGGUUUCUGACUUGCCAGGACAAAUUCAAUCCCGGCAAGUUACAAAAGAGAAAGUGGGAAAAUGCCAUGACUUUGGAUCGCAAAUCGUGGGGGUUCAGACGCGAUGCUAGCUUUGACGAUUUUCUUUCAAUGGAAGAACUGCUGGAAACUUUGCUCAAGACAAUCAGCUAUGGAGGAAAUAUUCUUAUAAAUGUCGGUCCAACUGCUUAUGGAACAUUUUCCCCAAUCUACGAAGAAAGAUUCCGCCAGCUUGGGUCCUGGUUGAAGGUGAAUGGAGAGGGUAUCUACGCCACUCAGCCCUGGGUCCAUCAGAACGACACAGUCACACCCAAAGUUUGGUACACAACUCCAAAAGCGGACAAGAAAGCAGCCUACGCCUACUUCGUAGACUGGCCCGACAACAACGAAUUAGUUCUUGGGGCCGUCAGUGGAAGCUCCAUGUCUGGUGUCGCCUUGGUGGGAAGCAAUAAGACCUUGACCUGGGAAACUAGUGGCACUGGCAUCAAGGUCACGAUCCCACCCCACAAUAUCAAGGAAAUGCCUUGCUUGUGGGCAUGGGCUGUGAAGCUAACAUUUAAAUAGACGUAAUGGAUGGAAGUGGUGCAAUAGACAUGGACAUGAGAAGAUCUUGAAUUGUUACUUCUUUUCUCUAUGAAAUAUUUUUAAUACUCACUCUGAAAUCCGCUUAGUCCCAUAUUUCCAAACUUCUAAUGUAGCCAUUCAAUUUUCCAUUUAUAUAUAGCAAAAGCCAAUAUUUGGCCAUUCCCCACCGCAUCUGGCGAAAUGUAAGAAUCAGAUUUGUGAAAUAAGAGGAGUUUUUCUUUAUAGAUGUUUAGACUGAUGUUGAGAUGACACUUACAAAACAAUUUUCUGAAUUCAAUUUCUCAAGGUCUUCUCUCUAAUAAUGUAAAGCUACACAAUAUUUGUCUCUACUUCUCUCCAUUGAAAUGGUCAUUCAUUAUAUUUUCACACGUAUAUUCUGAAAAAUUCUUAUUUUCAAAAUUGUUGACAAGAUAACCAUAAAGUAAUUCCUUAUUUUGCCAUAUUACGUGAUGAUUUUAUGUGACAUGAAUCUUGAGCUAUAUGAUAUUGCUGAAAAUUUGAACGUUUUUUAUCAAGAGAAUUUCAAAUUCGUCCAAAAGAAGCUACACACGGCGACAGUCCGGAAUUUGCGUUGGCGCAAAAAACAACUGUUCAAGCUAGACCGUUCUUAUAGCUGAUGGUUCCUAUUUUUGUACAUUCCAAUAAAUGUUUGAUGAAAUUAAUGACAUUUUGUUACGUACGUAUACGUCUGACCUCUUUAUUUUUUUUUAUUUUAUUUUUUUAUUUGGGUUUAUUUCUCGGUUUCUCGUCUGCUUGUUUUUAUUUAGUUCCACUAGUCUUCUACUACCUAAUAUUUACAUUUCCAGUGCCUUUGUCUGUGAUAAAACUACAAAUCGAUUUAGUAUUGUAUAAUCCACAUUUCAUCAAUGAUUUUUUGAGCAUCUAAUCGUACAAUUACUGAAAAUUAUAUAAAUAUAAGUAAUAAGGAAUUAUGAGGUGAUCAAAUACGGUCAGGGAGGGAUUAAAUGUAUCAUAAAACCCUUCCGGUUUUAUUGGAUUUGAUCACCCCAGCCGUAUUUGAUAAUAUCAUAAUACUAGAAAAAUGAUUUCAUUUUCCUUUAAUUAAUUCCAAGUAAGUAUAAGAUAAAAAUUUGUGCGAUAAAUAGAUCGUACAUUCCAAAAUUUAUAGUUUUGAUCAUCCUCGUAUUCAAGGAAUAUACUGUGUUCUGUUGAGCAGUAGAGAACCAUCACCAGACACGAAGAGUUGGUCUUGGUUCUGUAGGUCUUAAAAAGACUGACUCUUGGGUUAUGGCGAUUCGUAGUAUACAGGUGCAUUUAUUGUGAAAACUGCUAACUUAAGCAUUGAAUCAAAGGAUAUCAACUUUUUUAAAUUAUAGAUUUUCAGACAAAUAGUUGCUGCUAGAAAUGUGAUAUCAAAUUAUCAAUGACAAUGACAAUGACAAUCAGUAACACCGGCUGAAAUGUAUUUUUGUGAAUUUAAAAUACCAAACCGUUCUUAAAACAUUGUGGCCCGUACUUUUCUGUUAAGAAAAUCAAAAUUGUUCCAUUGUUAUGUGAUUAGUAUUUAAUUGUUUUUCCUCGUUUUGUACUUUUUGUACUCGUUUUGUGAAAUGCAACACUAAAUAAAUGUCGAAUAAAAUUGGUGUCCAUG
This is a messenger RNA of Magallana angulata, 3045 nucleotides long. Its product is annotated as alpha-L-fucosidase-like. NCBI's taxonomy places the organism in Eukaryota, Metazoa, Mollusca, Bivalvia, Ostreida, Ostreidae. The record is from RefSeq and is a predicted model, not a curated record. Gene Ontology annotation, cellular component: lysosome. Gene Ontology annotation, molecular function: alpha-L-fucosidase activity. Gene Ontology annotation, biological process: fucose metabolic process; glycoside catabolic process. The transcript is spliced from 8 exons. The coding region runs from base 39 to 1412 and encodes 457 amino acids.